CGGGGCCCGGCGGGGGGGGGCCGAGCUGGGCGCCCUCCCCCGGCGCUGAGCCCCCGCGCCCCGGAGGGAUGGGGCGGGGGGCCGCGGCCGCCUAAGAUGCCGGCCAUGAGGGGGCUCCUGGCACCACAGAACACCUUUCUGGAUACCAUCGCCACGCGCUUCGACGGCACGCACAGUAACUUCGUGCUGGGCAAUGCCCAGGUGGCAGGGGUCUUCCCCGUGGUCUACUGCUCGGAUGGCUUCUGUGACCUCACCGGUUUCUCCCGGGCUGAGGUCAUGCAGCGGGGCUGUGCCUGCUCCUUCCUCUAUGGGCCAGACACCAGUGAGCUCGUCCGCCAGCAGAUCCGCAAGGCCCUGGACGAGCAUAAGGAGUUCAAGGCUGAGCUGAUCCUAUAUCGGAAGAGCGGGCUCCCAUUCUGGUGUCUCCUGGAUGUGAUACCCAUAAAGAAUGAGAAAGGAGAAGUGGCCCUCUUCUUGGUCUCUCACAAGGACAUCAGUGACACCAAGAACCGAGGGGGCCCUGAUAGCUGGAAGGAGACAGGUGGUGGCCGGCGCCGAUAUGGACGAGCAGGAGCCAAAGGCUUCAAUGCCAAUCGGCGGCGGAGCCGAGCCGUACUCUACCACCUGUCUGGACACCUGCAGAAGCAGCCCAAGGGCAAGCACAAGCUUAAUAAGGGGGUGUUUGGGGAGAAGCCAAAUCUGCCAGAGUACAAAGUAGCCGCCAUCCGGAAGUCACCAUUCAUCCUGCUGCACUGCGGGGCACUGCGGGCCACCUGGGACGGCUUCAUCCUGCUAGCCACACUGUAUGUGGCCGUCACUGUGCCCUACAGCGUGUGUGUGAGCACAGCCCGAGAGCCUAGCGCUGCCCGCGGCCCCCCCAGCAUCUGUGACCUGGCCGUGGAGGUCCUGUUCAUCCUUGACAUCGUGCUGAAUUUCCGUACCACAUUUGUGUCCAAGUCGGGGCAGGUGGUGUUUGCCCCAAAGUCUAUUUGCCUCCACUACGUCACCACCUGGUUCCUGCUGGACGUCAUUGCAGCACUGCCCUUCGAUCUGCUACAUGCCUUCAAGGUCAACGUGUACUUCGGGGCCCACCUGCUGAAGACGGUGCGGCUGCUGCGGCUGUUGCGCCUGCUUCCACGGCUGGACCGGUACUCGCAGUACAGCGCCGUGGUGCUGACCCUGCUUAUGGCUGUGUUCGCCCUGCUCGCCCACUGGGUGGCCUGCGUCUGGUUCUACAUUGGCCAGCGGGAGAUCGAGAGCAGUGAAUCUGAGCUGCCUGAGAUUGGCUGGCUUCAGGAGCUUGCCCGCCGCCUGGAGACCCCCUACUACCUGGUGGGCCAGAGCCCGGAUGUAGGAAACGGCUCUGUCCAGAGUGACAACUGCAGCAAUGGCAGCAACGAGGCCAACAGGACAGUGCUGGAGCUCCUGGGUGGCCCGUCCCUGCGCAGCGCCUAUAUCACCUCCCUAUACUUCGCACUCAGCAGCCUCACCAGCGUGGGCUUCGGCAAUGUGUCCGCCAACACGGACACAGAGAAGAUCUUCUCCAUCUGUACCAUGCUCAUAGGUGCCCUGAUGCACGCGGUGGUGUUUGGGAACGUGACGGCCAUCAUCCAGCGCAUGUACGCCCGCCGCUUUCUGUACCACAGCCGCACCCGUGACCUGCGUGACUACAUCCGCAUCCAUCGCAUCCCCAAGCCCCUCAAGCAGCGCAUGCUGGAGUACUUCCAGGCCACCUGGGCCGUGAACAAUGGCAUCGACACCACCGAGCUGCUGCAGAGCCUCCCAGACGAGCUCCGUGCAGACAUCGCCAUGCACCUGCACAAGGAGGUCCUGCAGCUGCCCCUGUUUGAGGCGGCCAGCCGUGGCUGCCUGAGGGCACUGUCCCUGGCCCUGCGGCCUGCCUUCUGCACACCCGGUGAAUACCUCAUCCACCAAGGCGACGCUCUCCAGGCCCUCUACUUUGUCUGCUCUGGCUCCAUGGAAGUGCUCAAGGGUGGCACCGUGCUCGCCAUCCUAGGGAAGGGUGAUCUGAUUGGCUGUGAGCUGCCCCGGCGGGAGCAGGUAGUUAAGGCCAAUGCAGACGUGAAAGGGCUGACGUACUGCGUCCUGCAGUGUCUGCAGCUGGCAGGGCUGCAUGAGAGCCUCGCGCUAUACCCCGAAUUUGCCCCGCGCUUCAGCCGUGGCCUCCGAGGGGAACUCAGCUACAACCUGGGUGCUGGAGGAGGCCCUGCGGAGGCAGACACCAGCUCCCUAAGUGGUGACAACACCCUCAUGUCCACACUGGAGGAGAAGGAGACGGAUGGGGAGCAGGGCCCGGGGGCCUCCCCAGCCACGGCUGAUGAGCCCUCCAGCCCCCUGCUGUCCCCUGGCUGUACUUCCUCAUCCUCUGCUGCCAAGCUGCUAUCCCCACGGCGGCGAGCCGCACCCCGGCCCCGUCUAGGUGGUAAAGGGCGGCCGGGCAGGGCAGCGGCAUCACAGGCUGAGGCUGGCCCCUCUGCUCACCCACGGAGCCUAGAGGGGCUGCGACUGCCCCCCAUGCCAUGGAAUGUGCCCCCGGAUCUGAGCCCCAGGGUAGUAGAUGGCAUUGAGGAUGGCUGUGGCUCCGACCAGCCCAAGUUCUCCUUCCGCGUGGGGCAUUCUGGCCCGGAAUGUAGCAGCAGCCCCUCUCCUGGACCAGAGAAUGGUCUACUCACUGUUCCCCUUGGGCCCAGCGAGACGAAGAAUGCAGACACACUGGACAAGCUUCGGCAGGCGGUGGUAGAGCUGUCUGAACAGGUGUUGCAGAUGCGGGAAGGCCUGCAGUCACUCCGCCAGGCUGUGCAGCUGGUUCUGGCACCCCGUGGUGAAGGGCUGUGCCCAGCCAGCACCUCUGGCCUACUGCAGCCUCUGUGUGUGGACACCGGGGCAUCCUCCUACUGCUUGCAGCCUCCAGCUGGCUCCAUCUCGAGUGGAACCUGGCCCCACCCUCGCCCAGGGCCCCCUCCCCUCAUAGCACCCUGGCCCUGGGGCCCCCCAGCCUCUCAGAGCUCCCCCUGGCCUGGAGCCUCAGCUUUCUGGACCUCCACCUCAGAUUCAGAGCCCCCUGGCUCAGGAGAACUCUGCCCUGAACCCAGUACUCCUGCUUCACUGCCCUCUUCUGAGGAAGGGGCUAGAACGGGGCCCCCGGAGCCUGUGAGCCAGGCUGAGACUACCAGCACUGGAGAACCCCCACCAGGGCCAGGAGGCCUGGCUUUGCCCUGGGACCCCCAUAACCUGGAGAUGGUGCUUAUUGGCUGCCACGGCUCUGGCACGGUCCAGUGGACCCAGGAAGAAGGCACUGGGGUCUGA
This is a messenger RNA of Orycteropus afer afer, 3327 nucleotides long. RefSeq names its product potassium voltage-gated channel subfamily H member 3 (gene KCNH3). The record is from RefSeq and is a predicted model, not a curated record. Gene Ontology annotation, molecular function: voltage-gated potassium channel activity. Gene Ontology annotation, cellular component: membrane. Gene Ontology annotation, biological process: regulation of membrane potential; potassium ion transmembrane transport. Lineage: Eukaryota; Metazoa; Chordata; Mammalia; Tubulidentata; Orycteropodidae.